GUACUGCCAUUGAAUGCGUAUUGCUAUGUAGGUACAUUACGGCCCACACAUCGGAACCCCAGUUCUCGCUUAUCAGUUGUGCCUGCCGGAUCUGGGACUGGGACCAAGUUGGUAAUAGCGACUUGGUCUGUCGCAAUCGCCGGGGACCCAGUAGUAAUAAGUCAUGGCCCUCCCCCGACUACGGCGUUUAAUGCCUCCAGCUUACUCACAACACUCUCUCGUCUUGGUGAUCUGUUGGGUAUAGGGAACAGAAGCUUGUUUAUCGAGGUUGAUAAGAGACGCAACGCUGAGAGUUGCUUACCUCCCCCGACCAUCCCUUCCGUUAUCUCUUAUCGGAGCUUCGGCCGUUGAGCACGCUGUGUCUCGGAGGUACCAUCCCGUGUUGAAGUCCACAGACCGCCGCCCGGCCUUUCGAACCGUAACCAACUAUCCAAAAUGAAGACGUUUCCCAAGUCAAUAUGGCAUUAUUCAGCCUCUUUACUGCUGUUGACCGAAUACCGCUUGGCUUCAGCCGCAGCGAUACCGGAAUUCAUCUUUAACCCUCGCGCUGGGAACUCUGGUGCCGUUGCAAGUGAGUCUGUAGAAUGCAGCAGGAUCGGCCGUGAUCUACUUGCGCAAGGCGGAAACGCCGUAGACGCACUCGUCGGUACGACUUUCUGCGUUGGAACUGUGGGAAUGUACCACUCCGGCAUCGGCGGCGGCGGCUUCGUCGUGAUCAGAGACGCCGACGGGAACUACGAGUCUGUGGACUUUAGAGAGGCUGCGCCGGCUGCCGCCUUCCAGGAUAUGUACCAGGGCAACAUCGCCGGCAGUGUCUAUGGCGGCCUGGCCGUCGGUGUACCGAGCGAGGUUCGUGGGUUGGAGUACAUCCACAAGAAGUACGGUUCUUUAUCCUGGAAGAGUGUCGUUACUCCAGCUGCGAGGUUGGCGACUGCGGGUUUCAGGGUAUCUUCGGACUUGGUGCGAUAUAUGGACGCAGCUAUCAAGGGGCAGUGGAACUUCCUCGUCGAAGAUCCAGUAUGGGCUGAAGAGUUUGCUCCCAACGGCACGCUCCUCCAACUCGGUGAUACCAUCUACCGCAAACGCUAUGGAGCCACCCUCGCCAAGAUUGCAGAAGAAGGCCCAGAAGCCUUCUACUCCGGCCCCAUAGCAGAAUCCAUGAUCGCCACAGUCCGCGCCACAAACGGCACCCUCACCCUCGAAGACCUCGCCUCCUACAAAGUCGUCACUCGCCCCUCCCUCUCCAUAACCUACCGCGGCCACCGCCUCACCUCCGUCGGCUCCCCCGCCAGCGGCGCUGUAUGCCUAAACACCCUCAAGAUCAUGGAGCAGUUCGACCCGGCCGAGUCCGCCGACACGAAGCUCGGCGUCCACCGCUUCGACGAGGCCAUGCGCUUCGCCUACGGUGCUCGUUCCCUGCUCGGCGACCCGGAUUUUGUGGAGGGAAUCGGGCCGUUUGAGGAUACGCUUAUUGACGAAGCUACGGCCAAGGAUAUUCGUGGGAGGAUCUUGGAUAAUCAGACGCAGCCGGUUGAAAGGUAUGAUCCGCAGGGCGUGUACUCGAGCGAAGGGUUCGGGACGUCGCACAUUGUCACGGCGGAUAAGUCUGGCAUGGCCACCUCCCUGACCACGACCGUCAACCUCCUCUUCGGUGCUCAAAUCAUGGACCCGUUGUCCGGUGUAAUCCUCAACAACGAAAUGAACGACUUCUCAAUCCCAGGCGUCCGCAACGCCUUCGGCUUCGAACCCUCCCCCGCAAACUUCGUCCGCGCCAACAAACGCCCCCUCUCCUCCAUCACCCCCGUCAUCGUAGAACACCCAGACGGCACCCUCUACGUAACCGUCGGCGCGGCAGGCGGCUCCCGCAUCAUCAGCUCCACGGCCCAAGUCACCUGGCACGUUCUCGAGCACGGCCAGACCAUGAAGCAGGCUCUCCGCGAGCCCCGCCUGCACGACCAGCUCAUGCCCAACACUGUCACGUUCGAGUACGCCUUUGACAACGACACCGUCGCCAGCAUGCUCGAAAAGGGCCACGACGUGAUGUGGGUGCCUGAAGGCCGGAGCGCCGUGCAGGGCAUCAUCCUUGAGGAAGGCGUGUUUGAGGCCGCGAGCGAGCCGCGGCAGAAGAACAGUGGCGCGUUUGUGGUUUAGAUGAUUUAGAUGAUAAAUCACGCUUACGCUUACGUUAGACGAUGAGAUUUAUGUGCAACAUAAGCCAGGUUUAUUGAGGUUAUCUGAAGG
Molecule: messenger RNA, 2241 nt
Organism: Colletotrichum godetiae
Lineage: Eukaryota; Fungi; Ascomycota; Sordariomycetes; Glomerellales; Glomerellaceae
Product: gamma-glutamyltranspeptidase
Exons: 7
Coding region: 436-2151 (571 amino acids)
Biological process (GO): glutathione catabolic process
Cellular component (GO): plasma membrane
Molecular function (GO): glutathione gamma-glutamate hydrolase
Source: RefSeq, a predicted model, not a curated record